Molecule: messenger RNA, 2175 nt
Organism: Arabis nemorensis
Lineage: Eukaryota; Viridiplantae; Streptophyta; Magnoliopsida; Brassicales; Brassicaceae
Source: the annotation of a GenBank genome assembly
AUGGCCGGAAACAAAUCGGAAUCGAGUCUCUAUCAGGUUUUGGUGGAAUGGUGCCAGAGAAUGGAGACGAGUCAAGCGAGACUAAGGGGGGAUGUGGAUGACCUAUUGCUUCAGGAGGAGAAGCGAAUCGAUCACGAAACGGCGGAAUCGGAGGCGGAGGAAUCAUGGGAUUGUCCGUCGGCGACGUGGAAGAGAGCGGUUUCGGGAUUCUACUUCGCCGAUAGUGCUUACCGGACUUUGAUGGAUUCAAUGGGACACGCGAUUCAUGUUACAUCAGCCGCGUCUGGAGAAAUCACGUUCUGGAGUCGUUCGGCUGAGAAUCUAUACCAUUGGUAUGCUGAGGAAGUUGUUGGCUACAGAACGAUUGAUGUGCUUGUAACCGAAGAAUAUCGUAAUUGCCUUAUGGGUAUUCGGAAGAGAGUUUGCCGUGGAGAAACUUGGACUGGUCAGUUUCCGUUUCAGAAGAAAUCAGGUGAACUAUUCAUGGCAUUGGUGACUAAAAGCCCGGUUUAUGAAGAUGGAGAGCUUGUUGGUGUUGUUACUGUCUCGAGCGAUGCAACGCUUUUCAAUAGGAUGCAUCCACUAAGUAAUGAGCAUCAACAACAAGCACAUAGUAAUAGACAUGAAUCAAACUUGAGAAAGCACCAAUGGCACCUCCCAAGGCCUCAGAUCACUGCACUACCACAGGUUCCAUUUGUCCCACAGAUUUCAUCAACUGUUUCAAAUCUGGCGUCGAAGCUUCUACCACAGAGAAAUGGAGAUGAUUCCUUCAAUGCAAAACAUAAUUCUACGAGCAGAGAUGAAAAUGUUCCUGUUAUUACCUCAACAACUUUUGAGAAGUAUGGCUCACUGGCGGAUAAGUUUUUGGGGAAGCUGCAAAGGAAGAUUACUGGUAGCCAUGUAAAUGAAGAUAUUGAACCUAUCUUUGGAAAUGGAAUAAAUAUUACAGCUGGUGGCGGUGGAGCUAUUUCUACGGCUUCUAAUGCAGUAACCUGCACGACUUUCAGAGACAAUGACAAUGGAAAUCCAAAAAAGGCUGAAACUGGAUUCUCAGAUGUCUAUGGGAGUGGAGCUCGAGGUUUGAGUGAAGAGAGACACAUAGUAUCACCUCCUGGAGACCGCUUUCAGUUUAUUGGGAAUAUGAGGCGAGGGAAACCACCCAAAGGACCAGAGAAUGGUCUGAUUUUUGGCAGGGGAACAAGGAUGUCAGACUUAAAUGGUGAGAUAGAAGAUGCUUGGACGACUCGGCCUAGUGGCGAUCCCUUUCCAAGUACUGAAGUCAGCAUCAGUGGGCAACAAAGUCCACCAAGCCAAAUGAAAAAUAGAUUACUUACUGAUUCGUCAUGUGAGAUACGAUGGGAAGAUCUACAACUUGGGGAAGAAGUUGGACGAGGUUCAUUUGCUGCGGUUCAUCGAGGAGUUUGGAAUGGAUCAGAUGUUGCUAUUAAGGUUUACUUUGAGGGUGAUUACAAUGCGAUGACUUGGAUGGAGUGCAAAAAGGAGAUCAACAUUAUGAAGAAAUUGAGACAUCCGAAUGUGCUGUUGUUUAUGGGAGCAGUAUGUUCCGAAGAAAGAUCUGCCAUAGUCAUGGAGUAUUUGCCGAGAGGGAGUCUUUUUAAAAUACUUCAUAAUUCAAACCAGCCAUUGGACAAAAAACGCCGGUUAAGGAUGGCCCUUGAUGUUGCUAGGGGAAUGAAUUACUUACACCGCAGAAAUCCGCCAAUAGUACAUAGGGACUUGAAAUCCUCCAAUCUACUCGUGGACAAAAACUGGAAUGUCAAGGUUGGUGACUUUGGGUUGUCAAAGUGGAAGAACGCAACAUUCUUAAGCACUAGAUCUGGGAAAGGAACGCCGCAGUGGAUGGCCCCUGAAGUUCUAAGAAGCGAACCUUCAAAUGAGAAGUGUGAUGUGUUCAGCUUUGGAGUCAUCUUGUGGGAGCUAAUGACUACUUUAAUCCCAUGGGACCGUCUAAACUCUAUUCAGGUUGUUGGAGUUGUUGGGUUCAUGGACCGACGGUUAGACUUACCAGAAGGACUAAAUCCCCGAAUCGCGUCCAUAAUACAGGAUUGUUGGCAAACUGAUCCAGCAAAACGACCGUCGUUUGAGGAACUAAUUAGUCGGAUGAUGAGCCUGUUCCGCAAAGCGGGGUCGGGUGCACGAGAGGACGACAACUGA